GAUCGGAACUCGAAAGAGAGAGAAAGAUGACGGCGGACGGGAAAGAUAUGGAAGGGAAUGGAGGAAUCAGGGCGGCGCUCAUCCCAAAAGAAGAUAGAUGCAUGGUUUACCUCAGUACAUUUGUUGCCGUCUGCGGUUCCGCUGCAUUUGGAUCUUGUAUCGGAUAUUCAUCUCCCACUCAAUCUGCCAUCAGGGAAGAUCUCAACUUCUCCAUUGCCGAGUACUCGCUGUUUGGAUCCAUAGUAACGUUUGGUGCAAUGGGGGGCGCAAUCACAAGUGGUACUAUAGCAGACUACGUUGGUCGGAAAUGGGCAAUGAGAAUAUCAAGUGUUAUCUGUGUGGCAGGAUGGCUGUCCAUUUACUUUGCCAAGGGGGCUUUGCAGAUGGAUAUUGGAAGGGUGGCAACUGGAUAUGCAAUGGGAGUCUUUUCUUAUGUGGUUCCAGUUUUUAUAGCAGAAAUUGCACCCAAAGAAUUGCGAGGAGCAUUGACAACCUUAAAUCAGCUUAUGAUAAUCAUUGGAGUAUCAGUGGCCUUCAUUGUUGGAACUGUGCUGACAUGGAGGAAUUUGGCUCUAACAGGAAUAGUUCCAUGUGUCAUUCUUUUGUUGGGUCUCUUCAUCAUUCCCGAGUCUCCAAGAUGGCUGGCAAAGAUUGGACACAAGAAAGAGUUUGAAAUUGCACUACAGAAACUCCGUGGCAAAGAUGCUGAUAUAUCUGAAGAGGCAGCUGAAAUUCAGGAUUAUGUAGAAAAGCUUGAUAAGCUCCCCAAAGCAAAACUACUCGAUUUGUUUCAAAAACGAUAUUUGCGUUCAGUCACUAUAGGAGUUGGUCUAAUGCUGUGCCAACAAUUAGGUGGAAUUAAUGGAGUCUGUUUCUACGUUAGCAGUAUAUUUGAGACUUCAGGAUUUCCUUCAAAUGUGGGAUCUAUAACCUAUGCAAUUAUUCAGGUUAUAGUCACUGCACUGGGUGCAACUUUUAUAGACAAAGCUGGAAGGAAACCUCUUAUAUUGGUUUCUGCUGCAGGACUUGCUAUCGGCUGUCUACUAACGGGCAUCUCAUACUAUCUUAAGGGACAUAACAUUGCAGGCAAUGCAGCACCUAUAUUGGCUCUAGCAGGCAUACUGGUGUACAUAGGGUCAUUUUCAGUAGGAAUGGGAGCGGUUCCAUGGGUUAUUAUGUCUGAGAUAUUUCCUAUAAACGUCAAAGGCGUUGCAGGGAGCCUUGCGACACUAGUAAACUGGUUUGGCGCAUGGUUAUGUUCCUAUACUUUCAAUUUCCUCAUGUCUUGGAACUCCAUAGGUACUUUUAUGAUCUAUGCUGCAGUAAACGUGAUUGCAGUUUUGUUCGUGAUCAAGAUAGUGCCUGAAACAAAAGGGAGAACUUUGGAGCAAAUACAGGCUGCCAUUAAUGCAUAAACUCAUAAAAAAGACAUCCAAGGCUUCAUAGAAAUUCCAAGGCAGCAGCAGUUCAAAGCAGACUUUAUUAAACAUCAUCAGCAAAUGUGUAAGAUGGCUGCGUAAUUUGCUGAUUUACAUGGAUUUCCUUUUUUCAGAUAUUAUAUUGCAUUAUGUAAUUUUUACUAUUGGGUCUACUACAGCCCCCCAAUAUUUUCAUCUUUUAGUUUCUUUUCAUGUAUUUUGAAGAGGAAUGCCUCUUCUGGAGAGGUUUUGGUCUGGUCCCCCCUUUCUUUUUGUAUUCACUUUUAUUCUAAUAUAAUAAUACCCGACAAAUGUUCCCCGGCAUUUGCCGACUUAGAUGGUUUGCCUACCGGGUAUUCACUUUUAUUCUUACAUUUUAAAAAAAUGUAAGAUGGCUGAGUAUUUAUUUUUAUUUAUCAAAGCAAAUAAGGUUUAUCAAGAAAAAAAGCCA
Cuscuta epithymum is the source of this 1869-nucleotide messenger RNA. The record is from the annotation of a GenBank genome assembly. Lineage: Eukaryota; Viridiplantae; Streptophyta; Magnoliopsida; Solanales; Convolvulaceae.